Molecule: messenger RNA, 1120 nt
Organism: Galeopterus variegatus (Sunda flying lemur)
Lineage: Eukaryota; Metazoa; Chordata; Mammalia; Dermoptera; Cynocephalidae
Product: histone H1x
Exons: 1
Coding region: 4-639 (211 amino acids)
Biological process (GO): nucleosome assembly
Cellular component (GO): nucleosome
Molecular function (GO): structural constituent of chromatin; DNA binding
Source: RefSeq, a predicted model, not a curated record
ACCAUGUCCGUGGAGCUCGAGGAGGCCCUGCCGCUGACGACUGCCGAGGGGGCGGCGAAGCGGGCGGCCAAGGCCGGCGGCUCGGCGGCGCUGUCCCCGUCCAAGAAAAGGAAGAACAGCAAGAAGAAAAACCAGCCGGGCAAGUACAGCCAGCUGGUGGUGGAGACCAUUCGGAGGCUGGGCGAGCGCAACGGCUCCUCGCUGGCUAAGAUCUACGCCGAGGCCAAGAAGGUGGCGUGGUUCGACCAGCAGAACGGGCGCACCUACCUCAAGUACUCCAUCAAGGCGCUGGUGCAGAACGACACGCUCCUGCAGGUGAAGGGCACCGGCGCCAACGGCUCCUUCAAGCUCAACCGGAAGAAGCUGGAGGGCGGCGGGGAGCGGCGCGGGUCGGCCGCGGCCACCACCGCCCCGGCGCCCGCCGCCGCGCACAAGGCCAAGAAGCCGGCGCCGGGCGCGCGGCGCGCGGACAAGAAGCCCGCCAAGAGCCAGAAGGCGGAGAAGCGCUCGCACAAGAAGGGCGCAGCCUCCAAGAAGGACAAGGGCGGCAAGGCCAAGAAGGCGGUGCCCGCGGGGGGCAAGAAGGUGAAGAAGGCGGCAAAGCCCAGCGUCCCCAAAGUGCCCAAGGGCCGCAAGUGAGCGCCCCGCCUCGGCUCGCGUGAUCUCUGGUUUUUCUACCCUGAGUGUGCGUAGGUUUCGUACAGUGUCUCCGGCCUGGGCCGCUGCGCCUGCUCCGGGCCGCAGAGAUGGGCCCCGGGUCCCCUCCAGCCCUUCUCCGUCCCUCCCCUCCCCCAGCCCUGUAGCGUUUUUUGUUGUUGUUUGCUUUAGAUUUUUGAAACAGCCCUGUUGACGACCCUAUUGGCUCUCGCCUGUGGCAACGGCCGUCGCCAUGGUUACCGGCCCCUAGGCGCCAAUGGCCGAGACCGCGGCUGCCGGGCCUGGCGGGGGCAGUUGGAUGACCGGGACCAGGCGCGGCGGCCGCGCAGCCGGGCCCAGCUCCCCACCCUUCCUGCCUUAGGGAGAGCGACAAACAAUCCCUCGGGGCUCAGGGCCGCGCGGCGCUUCCCUUCGUCCUGUUACUGGCCUUUUUUAGGGCAAAAUAAAUUCUUUGAACCUUUAA